Messenger RNA from Cyclopterus lumpus (lumpfish), 2474 nucleotides. It is a transcript of the gene aldh4a1, whose product is annotated as aldehyde dehydrogenase 4 family, member A1. Bases 114 to 1784 code for a protein of 556 amino acids. Lineage: Eukaryota; Metazoa; Chordata; Actinopteri; Perciformes; Cyclopteridae. The transcript has 15 exons. Gene Ontology annotation, molecular function: L-glutamate gamma-semialdehyde dehydrogenase (NAD+) activity. The record is from RefSeq and is a predicted model, not a curated record.
UUUGUUACGCCCCAGUUAGUUAGUCCGUCAGCACCGUCGGACCUGUGAUCAGGUAUCGAUCCCGGAUCAGGUUUAUUACGGGUCGGGUCUUCCCCCCUCUGCCGGAUAAAAACAUGCUGCGCGUGAGGGCGGCCGUGCGCCAGUCUUGGAGGGGGUUCAAGACGUUCCCCUGUGCAGCCGUGGAGGUGAAGAACGAGCCCGUCCUCGGCUUCACGCCGGGCAGCGCCGAGAGGAACGAGCUGCAGAAGGCCCUGGACGGGCUGAAGGGGAAGACGGAGGAGAUCCCGUGUGUGGUGGGAGACGAACACGUGUGGACCGAAGACGUCAGAUACCAGCUGUCGCCGUUCAAUCACUCCCAUAAAGUGGCAAAGUUCUGCUAUGCUGACGAGGCGCUCAUCAACAGAGCCAUCAUGGCGUCCGUGGCAGCGAGGAAGGAGUGGGACCUGACGCCGGUCCAGGACCGGGCCCAGGUCCUCUUCAAGGCCGCCGACCUCCUCAGUGGACCCAAGAGAGCGGAGGUCCUCGCCAAGACCAUGAUCGGCCAGGGUAAGACGGUGGUCCAGGCGGAGAUCGACGCCGCCGCGGAGCUGAUCGACUUCUUCAGGUUUAACGCCAAACACGCCGUCGAGCUGGAGGACCAGCAGCCGCUGGACGCCGACGGCAGCACCAACACCAUGCUGUACCGCGGCCUGGAGGGGUUCGUAGCUGCCGUGUCUCCUUUCAACUUCACCGCCAUUGGUGGAAACCUGGCCGGAACGCCGGCGCUGAUGGGCAACGUGGUGCUGUGGAAGCCCAGCGACGCCGCCGUGUCGGCCAGCUACGUCGUCUACCGGGCGCUGAGGGCCAGCGGCCUGCCGCCCAACGUCAUCCAGUUCCUGCCGGCGGACGGGCCGGUGUUCGGGGACGCCGUCACGGCCUCGGAGCACCUGGCGGGCGUCAACUUCACCGGCAGCUUCCCGACAUUCAAGCGUCUUUGGAAGCAGGUCGCCCAGAAUGUGGACUCCUACCGGACGUUCCCUCGACUGGCCGGAGAGUGCGGUGGGAAGAACUUCCACUUCGUGCACAAGUCGGCCCACGUGGAGAGCGUGGUGAAGGGCACGGUGCGCUCGGCCUUCGAGUACGGAGGCCAGAAGUGCUCCGCCUGCUCCAGGAUGUACGUACCCGACAGCCUGUGGCCGCUGAUCCGGGACCAGCUGCUGGACAUCCACCGGCAGCUCAAAGUGGGAGACCCCGUUGAAGACUUCAGCACCUUCUUCUCGGCUGUGAUCGAUGACAAGUCGUUCGCCCGGAUUAAGAAGUGGCUCGACCGCGCCAAGACCUCCUCCACUCUGAAGGUCGUCGCCGGCGGUAACUAUGACGACAGCAAGGGAUACUUUGUGGAGCCGACCAUCAUCGAGACCACGGACCCGCGGGACGCCAUCAUGAGCGAGGAGAUCUUCGGGCCGGUUCUCGCGGUUUACGUGUACCCGGAGAACGACUACAAGGAGGUGCUGCAGCUGAUUGACAGCACGUCCCCCUUCGCCCUGACGGGGGCCGUGUUCGCCCUGGACAAGAACGUGAUCGCCGAGGCGGCUAAAGCCUUGAGGAACGCCGCGGGGAACUACUACGUGAACGAUAAAUCCACCGGCUCCGUGGUCGCUCAGCAACCGUUUGGUGGCGCCAGAGCUUCAGGAACGAACGACAAACCCGGAGGUCCGCACUACGUCCUGAGGUGGACAUCGCCGCAGGUGGUGAAGCAGAGCCACGCCCCCCUCACGGACUGGAGGUACGCCUACAUGGGCUGAGCCCCCCCCACCCCCUCCACGCUGACCUCCACGCUGACCUCCUGUGACAUGAAACGAGGACUCCACAGAAGUGUCUUCAUCCAUCUGCAGCUCCGUCGUGACUCCGCCCGUUUCUUCGUUGCCGGGUCGUUAAUUAGUUGCCGUCCAAUGACAAACUGUCUAUUCACGCUCAACUAUAAAUACACAUAUAUAUUUUUUAUCUAAAUUAAAAUCAGAGUUUAACUAGAGAUUAAAUGAUCCAGUACGUUUUUAGCUAGUAGACAAAUAACUUCAAAUGGAGAAAAAAUAAAUCCAGCUUCUUAAUUAUGAACAUUUCCUUAUUUUCUACGAUAUUAAACUGGAUGUCUUUGCAUUUGAAUAUUAAACAUUGAAUCUAAAAAAUGUUUAUUACAAGUCAGCUGUGAAAAGAUUUGAUGCAGAUGACUUUUAAUAUGUGUAACCUGCUGUUGAAAUGUCACUUUGCAUUUUUAAAGUGCUGAAAAUGUUCAUAAUUACUUGAAUUUCUGCUGAUUUUGUCUUUUAUCAAACUGUUUAAGUCACGAAUAUCUUCUGAAGAAUAUUUUGUAUUUUAAUCUUCUGCUCGUCCUCAAACAAAUGCAGCAGCUUUUUAUCAUCAGAACGUGCCUGCCUUAUAACUAUGGGAAUUUGUAGUUAAUUUUUUGUCUAAUUAAUAAAUUAUUAAAAUCUAAA